AUGGCGCGCGGGAAGGUGGGCGAGUGGAUACGGAAGCGUAAGAUGCCGAGGAAGCUGGCGGCCAAGCGAGAGAGCAAGACCAGCGGGGCGUCGGAACCGAUACUGUCGAGCAAGGCGGCAUGUGAGAGCUGCAGCAGUGCCUCUGGCGGGGCACCGGCACCGACGUCUAGGAAUGCGGCCGUGAGCGGGAGCAGAAAUGGUGCCGGUGCGCUACCGGCGCAUUCGAAGUCUCGGGUGAGCUCCUUCCUGUCGAUGCUUAUGAGGUGGCGGCCGCGCGUGAACGUGAUGGCCGUGCUAUGCGAGCAGGUGGUGUACCACCUGAUGUGGGUGGUGGAGUCUGUGGUGUUGGUUGGGAGGCUCUGCUUCUUCCUCAUGCGCUUCGGCUUCAAGCAGCUCUGA
This is a messenger RNA of Triticum aestivum (bread wheat), 399 nucleotides long. RefSeq lists its product as uncharacterized. The coding region runs from base 1 to 399 and encodes 132 amino acids. NCBI's taxonomy places the organism in Eukaryota, Viridiplantae, Streptophyta, Magnoliopsida, Poales, Poaceae. The record is from RefSeq and is a predicted model, not a curated record. The transcript has a single exon.